AUGUCCCAGCAGAAGCAGCAAUCCUGGGAACCCACGCGUGCUCCCAUGUGCUCCCCUCCCCAAUGCUCAACCCCCUCCCUGGCUCCCUGCUCUGCUCCUUGUGCUCCCUGUUCAGGAGGCUGUGGUUCUGGUUCCCAAAAGCUUUGGAAUCAGAACAAGCCUGGCACUAGGAGAGCUCACCGGAAGCCCCGCUGCCUUAGUGGGGGCACAACCUAUCACAUCAAAGAGGAAGAGUGCUAAGGUGGUUUGAGAUUUAUGUCUGAGUCCUCAGCAUCCUCAUAG
Molecule: messenger RNA, 282 nt
Organism: Talpa occidentalis (Iberian mole)
Lineage: Eukaryota; Metazoa; Chordata; Mammalia; Eulipotyphla; Talpidae
Gene: LCE6A
Product: late cornified envelope 6A
Exons: 2
Source: RefSeq, a predicted model, not a curated record